GCGCGUUCACGCAUGCGCACGGCUGCUGCACUGCCCUCGCUUCCUGUCUGUCCCAGUUCACUUGCAGCCUUCGCUCCCAGACUUGGUCCUCUGGUCUGUGAGAACAGCGUUGCUAGCGGGGUUGAGGGCCGAGCGACCGGGCGGGCACUAAGCGGGUGCUACUGUGCGCGUCAAGGUCCGCGUGGGCCGGCGGAGGCGCGAAGGGGAAGCGAAGAGCCCGCGGCGGAGGACCCGGCGGGCGGCGGCGGCUGGACCGGGCCCGGCGCGCGGCAUCCUCGGCGGACGCAGCCGGACGGUCCACCCUCAAUAGACUACAGUUUCCCAAGAGCAGCAGAAAAUGAACAGAUUGAAGGAACCGGUGUCCUUCAAGGACGUGGCUGUGGACUUCACCCAGGAGGAGUGGCAGCAGCUGGACGCUGACGAGAAGACCACGUACAGGGACGUGAUGCUGGAGAACUACAGCAACCUCGUCUCCGUGGGGUACGAUGUUACCAAACCAAAUGUGAUCGUUAGGUUGGAGCAGGGAGAAGAGCCAUGGAUGAUAGAAGGUGACUUGUCCUCUCACAGUUGUCCAGGAGAAGUCUGCAAAGCUGGUGACCUAGUAGAGGACAUUGAAGGCAAGCAUUUGAGGCAAGCUGUCGACAUCAACAACCAAGACCUGCUGGAAGACAGAGGGUGUGCAUUUGAAAAAAUGUGCAAUGUAGAAUCUCUCCUUGUUUCACCAAGCAUGAUAGCUCACAGUUGUGUCUCCUGUGGAAAGAAUUUAGAAUCUAUUUCAGAAUUAAUUAGUAGUGAUGGAAGCUAUGCAACAAAG
Messenger RNA from Castor canadensis (American beaver), 814 nucleotides. RefSeq names its product RB associated KRAB zinc finger (gene Rbak). Gene Ontology annotation, biological process: regulation of transcription by RNA polymerase II. The record is from RefSeq and is a predicted model, not a curated record. Gene Ontology annotation, molecular function: DNA-binding transcription factor activity; RNA polymerase II cis-regulatory region sequence-specific DNA binding. Lineage: Eukaryota; Metazoa; Chordata; Mammalia; Rodentia; Castoridae.